AUGUCGACAUUGCAAGAAGAAGCCGAUCUUGGCGAAUUCUUCGACUUUCAGAAUGCUGUCUCGGACGGCAGUAGCAUGCAGACAAGCAGUGCGAUCGCUGAUCCAGAUCAUAUAUCUCACACCUACAAUGACAACAACGACAACAACGAGGCGACCUUGACGAUAUUCGAGAAUGAGGCAGCGGAGGCAGCAGAUUACAGCAACUUCUCGAGAUGGAUACCUCGAUUCAUUCAGCCUGAUGGGCCGUGUACUUACUGCCGAGACCGUAAGCUAAACUGCUACCUCAGUUAUGGAAAGGUCACAUGCACUGCUUGCGAUACACUCUUCAGACCUUGUAGCUUUGUGAAGCCUCAUAGUCAUGCCGCUCCCGAAGUGCCCGAAGGAGAGUCGUCGAUGGGCUUUGUCGACACCUUACACCCUGUCAUAGAAGACUGCUGUCAAGAACAGGGAAAGCUGACCGGAGUUCGAUCGCUCAAAUCGAUGCCAGACAAGAAGUCUAGCAGUCGUUUCUCUAAGGCUGCUCUCAAGGUGCUGAGAGGAUGGCUUGAUGAACAUCAAGCUAACCCGUACCCAACCGAGGACGAGAAGGAGCAGUUGAGUCGUACGACUGGUCUUCGCGUCCCUCAGAUCAAUACAUGGCUUGCCAAUGCCCGUCGUCGUGGUAAGGCUGGUGUCAAGAAUAAGGCUGCUAUGGAUGGCCUCCUACAGUCAACUACUACCUCGCUACCUCCUACAGCUGCCAUCGGUAUUCCUGGUGCCACAGAAAUCGAGAUCAACAAGUGGAGUGACAUGAAUCCCCUGGAGCGAUGGAAGCAUUCGCCCCCUCAGAACGAACCUGCUCCGUUCAACGCCAUCGCCGACGCUUUGGACAGAAAAGAUCUGCCCGACUACGCAGAAGAGUCUAGCUCUCCGUCGACUUUGGGCUGGCAGGGGCUUGGAUCGAGCCGUGAUGAUUCAAGGUCGUCAAACCGAAGAGCAGCAUCUGUCACGUCUUUGGAAAAAUCUACAUCCAACUCUGCCGCGUCGUCUGCAGCUUGGUCAGGUUCGCGUGAUUCAUGGGGUUCGUAUAGCUCAUUCGGAAGCAGCCUCAAUGGCAGGAAAGAAAGAAGACGACGUCGCAAGAUGCCCGGUACUACUCUGAAGAAGCCCUCAAACGAUAAGAGCUUGCAAAAAGAGAGGUUGUAUCAGUGUACGUUCUGCACAGAUACGUUCUUGACCAAGUACGACUGGGUUCGCCACGAGAAAACAUUGCACCUGUCACUCGAGAAGUGGAUAUGCUGUCCGCUGGGUCCGGAAACUUUAGACUCUGCAUCAGGUCAGACCAUUUGCGCGUAUUGCUGCGAGCUGGAGCCGACUAAAGACCACAUUGAAUCACAUAAUCACCGCCAAUGCCUAGACAAGGGCUUCCAAGGAAGAACGUUCUAUCGCAAGGACCAUCUGCGACAGCAUCUCAGACUUGUACACGAGUCAAAAUUACUGCCACACAUGGAAGCUUGGAAGACGAGCCUCACCAACGUCAACAGCAAAUGUGGCUUCUGCUACCAACGGUUCACCGUAUGGUCAGAGCGCAAUGACCAUCUGGCUAUACACUUCAAGAACGGGGCCAAAAUGAGCGAAUGGAAGGGAUGUCGAGGUCUGGAUCCAGCAGUGGCUGCCCUUGUCACCAGCGCGAUGCCUCCAUACCUCAUCGGCAUUGAGACCAACUCAGUGAACCCUUUCACUGCCACCAACCCAAUGAGAUGCAUGACUGUUCAAGCACAUCUGGAGAGUGGUGGUGCACCAGCAACUUGUUGGGAAAUCUUGACCGUAAGACUUGGAAGAUUUGCAAAAGAGCAGACGGACAAAGGUGUGGUCUUGACCGAUGAGAUGCUGCAAACACAAGCCCGGCGCAUUUUAUACGACUCCGACGAUGCGUGGGAUAACACAGCUGCUGACAAUCCUGAAUGGCUUGACCUGUUCAAACGUGCGCACGCCCUUGACUAUAUCCCAAGUGAGGUCUCAGGCAUAGGCAAGAAUGUCCCCGAAGACCUCGAGAUAUAUACGGAUCUCGGUAUGAGAAUCCCGCUCAGUGUGCAAGCAGCGCGUGGUAUGUCACUCGAAUACCCACCGGUUGGACUACCGACAGUACAGGGGCCCUUAGAAGCCUCUCGAUCGACAAUGCAGCAAGAACCAACAGGGGCUACGAACAUUGCUUGCACACGAUGGCUUCUCCCUUCCAGCAGAUCAUCACUAUCGCAGCCCUCACCACAAUGGGGCUCCGAGCUCGCCACUCCAGCUACUUACCAGAGUCAGGGCUCAACACCUCUACAGCUUGACACGCCUCAUGAUCUGAAUCUUGACAACUGCUUCGAUGCCGAUAUCGACGCUAUUCUGGCAGAGGCAGGUUAUCAGGCACCAUCUGAGGCUCAUGCAGGCGAUCUAGCUCGACAACAAAACGCCAUGUUGGCUCAACAACAUGGACUAGAUGCUUCCUUCACACCGAGAAAGGCUCAACAGCAGCUAGCCGAGAUGAAUGCUGCAAUGGCCGUCCUCACUGAGCAGGCAGUAUUGUGCGACGUCCCGACGUCCGGCCAGUCAACAAGCACAUUAGACUACUCAACCUUUGGCAUGGAGACAGAUCUUUCUAAUUUGAUCAACUCAACUGCCACAUCGUCGAGUGACAAUUUGUUCGCAACGACUUGGGACGGCAAAGAUCAAUUUGGACUCGACAACGCUUUUACCGCUGCAGCAGCAGAGGCAGGGUAUACGGCAACGGAUAUGACGAUGCAAGAUUUGGACAUGAACGACAUACAGUUCGGAGACAUGGAUUUCAGUAUGGGCUUCCAAUAG
Molecule: messenger RNA, 2829 nt
Organism: Aureobasidium subglaciale EXF-2481
Lineage: Eukaryota; Fungi; Ascomycota; Dothideomycetes; Dothideales; Saccotheciaceae
Exons: 3
Coding region: 1-2829 (942 amino acids)
Biological process (GO): regulation of DNA-templated transcription
Molecular function (GO): DNA binding
Source: RefSeq, a predicted model, not a curated record